This is a messenger RNA of Striga hermonthica, 606 nucleotides long. The record is from the annotation of a GenBank genome assembly. NCBI's taxonomy places the organism in Eukaryota, Viridiplantae, Streptophyta, Magnoliopsida, Lamiales, Orobanchaceae.
AUGGUCGAAUCAAAUUCCCAAAAUCCACUCGCUCUCAAGCCGACGAUCAAAUUCGUGUGCAGCUACGGCGGCCGCAUCCUCCCCCGCUACCCCGACGGCAAGCUCCGUUACCACGGCGGCGAAACCCGCCUCCUCUCCGUCGAUCGCUCCGUUUCAUUUUCCGAGCUGGCUGUGAAGCUGGGAGAGAUGUGCGGCACCGCCGUGAAUCUGAGGUGCCAGCUGCCGACGGAGGAUCUGGACGCGCUCGUAUCGAUCACCUCCGAUGAGGAUCUGGCGAAUCUGAUCGAGGAGUACGACCGCGCCGUGGUGGCGGCGCCGCCGUCUCUGAAGAUCAGAGCCUUCCUAUCCGCCCCAAAAUCACCCGUAAAAUCGCCGUCUCCACCGUCCUCAGCCUCAUCCAGCAGCAACGGGUCCACGUCGCCGAAAUCGCCGGCGUUGGCCAGCGGCCGGUGCGUCCGCCACGCGCCAAGGCCGCCGGUGCACCCUAACUCCGCCGGUAGACCCGCUGGAAAAGUUCCCGUUAAGUACGCGUACCAUUAUCAGUACGGCGGUGGCAACGGCAGCCAUCCUGUUUAUGUGAUCCACAACGGCAGCCACUGGCAAUAG